ACAACCCUAAGCAUUUACAUACAACACUCAGUUUCCCUCACCUUCGUAGCCACCUUACUUCUCUCCUACUUCCCUUAUUUUCUAGCUCUUUAUCUAUAUAGGUGAAUCGAUCUUCAUAUCACACCACCUCCUCCUUCUUAUCUCCUCUUUUAUUGUACACUUCUAUCAACAUAUAUAAAUACUUUUUUUUAAAAACAAUUCAAAAUUAAUUAUAGUAUAGAUAACUAAAGCUAUAUGCAUUUUCAGUACAUAUCGGCAUAAAUUGCCAUUUUGGGGGUUAAAAUGGGUGGGUUGAUAUAUCUGUCAAGUAAUUAAUAUCCAGAAGUAGAACCAACAUUUGCUGGUGAGCACAUUUAAUUUAAUAGAAUAAAUAUGAUUUGUUUGUGGCGAAUAGAAUUUCAGUAGCGGCUAUCUAUAAAGCAGAUAUAAUACUUGCCCAAUUCGUCUCACCUGCUUUAACUUAACUGUAUCUCUCGCAGAUCGAUUAUCAAAUACAGAAGCAAGCAUGGAAAGGAGUGAUUGGAGUACAAGCAAGAUGGGCAAGUGGGAGUUUAACAGGUUGGACUUGGUGGAGUUGGAGGGUGAGCAGUACUCAUGUUGUAAGUCACCAUGGCCUCCAAAAUUUUAUACUUGUGCCUUUUGCAAGAGAGAAUUCAGGUCAGCUCAAGCCCUUGGAGGUCAUAUGAAUGUUCAUAGGAAGGAUAGAGCCAGGUUGAGAUUGUUUUCUUCAUGGGUUUUAGAAUCCCAGAACCCUAAUAAACCCAACUCUAACCCUAAUCACCCUAACCCUAUUAAUUCUUCUUCUCCAUCUGAUGACUUCUCUGUCUAUCCCCAUCAUUCUUUGCUUUCUCCACUCUUCCCCACUCCUUCGUCUUCAGUUCUAACCUAUGGUGAAAACCCAAAAAUGUCUCUGAACCCUCAACUUGGAGAUUUGUCACAGGAGAAUACCAUGACACCCUUCCCAGCUGGGGUUGAAAAUUUGAAGGUGCAUGCACCAAAUUAUAAGCUUGAGGUCGGUGGGGUUACUGGUUUAGACUUGGUCACAGGGUUCGGAGAUACAAAGGAGGUUUUAGAUCUAGAUCUUCGACUAGGGCAUCUUUAAGUGCAAUGGUGGUAUUGUGGCUCCAAUUUAUGUAUCUUAUUUCAUCAUCUAGGUUGCAUUAUUUACUUGUCUCCUGUUCCUUUUUUUCUUUUUUAUCUCUACAACUGCAAGAUUCUCUCUUUUCCUUCCCCAUCGCUUUCUCAUCCAUGAUCCACCAGGUGUCAAAGUUCAAGCCAUAUUAUACUGAUAUUAAGACUAAAAUUAAUGUUUUAGCAAAUAUAUAUAA
This is a messenger RNA of Gossypium raimondii (Peruvian cotton), 1328 nucleotides long. Its product is annotated as zinc finger protein 11. The transcript is spliced from 2 exons. Bases 506 to 1102 code for a protein of 198 amino acids. The record is from RefSeq and is a predicted model, not a curated record. Lineage: Eukaryota; Viridiplantae; Streptophyta; Magnoliopsida; Malvales; Malvaceae.